AUGAGGAACACAGUCUAUGAGAAACACCUGAGCCAUCCUCUCUGCGUCUGUCUGCUGAUUGUAGUUUUUGGCAUAUCUUGCCAAGAAAGUGAUUCAUCUUUUAACGAUGAAGAAAGACUUCAACUCCCAGAAUCCUAUCACAUGAAAUGGAUGAAUAUGGUUGACGACAACAAGUUUGUGUCAGAUAUCACCAUCCCCGGCACUCAUGACACCAUGGCUCUUCAUGGGGGCCCUGCAGCAGAAUGCCAGGCCUGGAGCUUAGCGGACCAGCUGAGAGCAGGGGUGCGCUACCUGGAUCUCAGAGUGUUCGCUUUUGAACAUGAGCUGUACAUCAUGCAUGGUGUGAUCUACCAACACACUACGUUCAAGGACGUGCUGGAGACAGUGAAGACGUUUUUGGGAGAAUUCAACAGUGAAACUGUUCUAAUGAGGGUGAAGCCAGUUUUGAUUGACAAGGGGGAGGUCCAGGGGAUGGUUCAGGAAGUAGUGGCAGACGAUAAUGAUGUUUGGGUUGAGCCUUCCAUACCAAGAUUGGGUGAAGUAAGAGGAAAGGUAGUCUUAGUGCAGAAGUCUAGUUUCAAGCUUGGCAUACCCAUCCAGAGCACUGACAUGGAAGGUGACUAUGAGGUUACUAAUAUUCAAGAUAAGGAAAACAUGAUUGCAAAACACCUAGAAGAGGCUAAGGGAAAAUGUGGGGGAAAUGACCUAGUUCUGACCUACUCAAGUGGUACUGGUAUUGGCACGCUAAAGGCAAUGUUCUUAACUCCCAAAAAAGUAGCUGAGAAGGUUAAUCCAUGGCUUGAUGAGUACCUGAAAACGCUUCCCACCAAAACUCCAAGGCCAUGUUUUGGUGUAAUUGCCAUGGAUUUUCCUGGUUUGGGUCUUUUACAAACAGUAAUUGGGCUCAAUGAUCAAUAA
Megalops cyprinoides (Indo-Pacific tarpon) is the source of this 918-nucleotide messenger RNA. Its product is annotated as 1-phosphatidylinositol phosphodiesterase-like. Gene Ontology annotation, molecular function: phosphoric diester hydrolase activity. NCBI's taxonomy places the organism in Eukaryota, Metazoa, Chordata, Actinopteri, Elopiformes, Megalopidae. Gene Ontology annotation, biological process: lipid metabolic process. The record is from RefSeq and is a predicted model, not a curated record. Bases 1 to 918 code for a protein of 305 amino acids. The transcript is spliced from 2 exons.